GUAGACAACACUGUAAACAGCCGGCACACAUUAACAUUUUAGAAUAUUUUUCUUUUUGUUUAUGUCGAAUAAUAAUAAUUAUGAAAAUAAGCGUUGAUGGUUUGUUGGUAUAUUUCCCCUAUGAGUAUAUUUAUCCAGAGCAAUAUGCGUAUAUGCUCGAACUUAAACGCACAUUGGAUGCAAAAGGACACUGUUUACUGGAGAUGCCUUCGGGUACAGGAAAAACGGCGACCUUAUUAUCACUUAUCGUAGCUUAUAUGAUAGAGUAUCCAGAGACUGUCCGUAAAUUAGUCUAUUGCUCACGUACAGUACCAGAAAUUGAAAAGGUCAUAGCAGAACUACAAAAUCUUAUGGUUUACUAUGAGAAGAAUGCUUCCCAACAGCCGGGCUUUACAGGUCUAGUAUUAAGCUCUCGCAAGAAUAUGUGUAUACAUCCUGAGGUUAGUAAGGAGAGAGAAGGAAAGUCAGUUGACGGUAAAUGCUACGGUUUAACUGCCAGCUAUGUGAGAGAAAGACACGAACAUGAUGCAGAAACUCCAAUAUGUCAAUAUUUUGAAGGUUUCCAUCUGGAGGGCAAAGAAUCUACGUUACCGGUCGGUGUGUAUAGUAUAGAUGAUUUAAAGGAGUUUGGACGAAUGCGUAAUUGGUGUCCUUAUUUUUUGGCCAGAUAUGCGAUAUCUCAGGCACAUAUAGUGGUAUACAGUUAUCAUUAUCUACUAGAUCCUAAAAUAGCAGAGGUUGUUUCGAAGGAGAUGUGUCGUGAAUCAUGUAUUGUUUUCGAUGAAGCUCACAACAUUGACAAUGUGUGUAUUGAUUCCAUGAGUGUUAAAAUUAAUCGUCGCACUGUUGAACGUAGUACCAAUGCUUUAAACAAUCUUCAGAAAUUAGUUCAAGAAAUACGCGAUGAAGAUACAACCCGUUUAAAUGAAGAAUAUCAGCGUAUGGUACAGGGCUUAAAGGAUGCUAGUGUACAGAGAGAUACAGAUAUGGUUUUGGCCAAUCCCAUUUUACCAAGCGACGUUUUAAAAGAAGUUGUGCCGGGAAAUAUACGAAAUGCAGAUCAUUUCUUAAGCUUCUUACGUCGAUUUAUUGAGUAUAUUAAGACGCGUUUAAAAGUCCACCAUGUAGUUCAAGAAUCGCCAGCUGGAUUUUUAAAGGAUGUGGCUUCAAAAAUUUGUAUAGAACGUAAACCUUUGCGAUUUUGUGCUGAACGUUUAGCCAGUUUAUUGAGAACCUUAGAAAUAACUGAUUUAACAGAGUAUGGAGCCCUGACGUUGAUUACACAUUUUGCCACAUUAGUUAGCACAUAUACAAAAGGAUUUACUAUAAUUAUAGAACCAUUUGAUGAUAAAACUCCCACAGUUGCCAAUCCUAUAUUACAUUUUAGUUGUUUAGAUUCUUCGAUAGCGAUGGCUCCUGUGUUUCAGAGAUUUCAGACAGUUGUUAUAACUUCUGGUACCCUCUCACCGAUGGAUAUGUAUCCAAAAAUUUUAGAUUUCGAUCCUGUGGUAAUGAGUUCAUUUACAAUGACUUUGGCUCGUCCCUGCUUAUUACCAAUGAUUGUUUCGAAAGGUAAUGACCAGGUAGCGAUAUCUUCAAAAUACGAGACACGUGAAGAUACCGCAGUUAUCAGAAACUACGGACAGCUGUUGGUCGAAACUGCGAAGACUGUACCUGAUGGCAUUGUUUGUUUUUUUACUUCGUACUUGUAUCUGGAGUCAGUAGUGGCAUCCUGGUACGAUCAGGGUAUCGUAGACACAUUGUUACGUUAUAAGCUACUAUUUAUAGAGACGCAAGAUAAUGCAGAAACGAGCUACGCUUUAAUGAACUACGUUAAGGCAUGUGAUUGUGGCAGAGGUGCAGUUUUGUUGGCUGUUGCACGAGGCAAGGUCUCUGAGGGUGUGGAUUUCGAUCACCAUUAUGGUCGAGCUGUUCUAAUGUUUGGCAUUCCAUAUGUUUUUACACAGUCGCGGAUACUAAAAGCUCGCCUUGACUAUUUGCGAGAUCAAUUUCAGAUUCGAGAAAACGAUUUUUUAACAUUUGACGCCAUGCGUCAUGCAGCUCAAUGUGUUGGACGUGCUUUGAGAGGUAAAACGGAUUAUGGCAUCAUGAUAUUCGCAGACAAACGUUUUUCACGUCAGGAUAAACGAAGCCGCUUGCCGAAAUGGAUUCAAGAACAUUUGGUGGAUAGUUUUUGUAAUCUUAGCACAGAAGAAUCCAUGCAACUGGCACGCCGUUGGCUGAGACGUAUGGCCCAGCCAUUUACGCGAGAAGAUCAGUUAGGAAUAUCUUUGUUGACCAAAGAACAGUUGGAAAAUAUUGCAAAAGAAAAAUUGGAACGUCAAGCCCAAGGCAAAGAGUCGGCAGGAGGUGAAGUUAUGGAAUUGUAAACAAUUUUACAAUGAACUAAAAUAUUAACUUUGUAAAAAUAAAGCUUAGUGCUAUUUUUAAUGAAA
Molecule: messenger RNA, 2456 nt
Organism: Calliphora vicina (urban bluebottle blowfly)
Lineage: Eukaryota; Metazoa; Arthropoda; Insecta; Diptera; Calliphoridae
Gene: Xpd
Product: general transcription and DNA repair factor IIH helicase subunit Xpd
Exons: 9
Coding region: 81-2390 (769 amino acids)
Biological process (GO): nucleotide-excision repair; positive regulation of mitotic recombination; transcription by RNA polymerase II
Cellular component (GO): nucleus
Molecular function (GO): hydrolase activity, acting on acid anhydrides, in phosphorus-containing anhydrides; DNA helicase activity; damaged DNA binding
Source: RefSeq, a predicted model, not a curated record